ACGACGAAAAUCCGUACGACGUUAGUGUUUAUAAUAAUAUUCGUAAAAUAUUGUUUUCUUCACGGACUGCUUUAUUUAACAAGCAGUUUAUUAAUUUGAAUAGCAGUAUUAAAUAUUUCAAAGAAAUUUAUUCUAUAUUCUAUAGUGUUUAUAAAUAAACAUUUCUUUGUUAUGUGAGCUAAAGAUAAUUUCAAAUCGAUUUUUCCGGUGAUGUGAUAUUUUCGGCCGUUGUGCAAGAUGAAUCUAUUAUUUGUCUACUGUAAUAUCUUUUUGUAUAUAAUUGUAUCAUGUGAUGCUUCUGGAACCGAUAUAGCACUUGAUGCUAAGGCUACUUUGCUCCAUCGUAUAGAUAGUUUAAAUCUUUUAAUUUAUACAUGUCUUCUUACCCUGACCGUGCUUACAAUUUGGGUAUUCAAGCAUCGUCGUGUGAGCUGGCUCCACGAAACGGGCUUGGCUGUAAUAUAUGGUCUUAUAGUUGGUGCCAUUAUUAGAUAUGGAAGCAGUACAAAUGAAAUUACCUAUAUUGAUGCUCAUCCAGAUCCAGAUUCCAAAUACAACCUGUCUGUGCCCCCAGAUAUGGUUAGGUUCCACUUUCCAGAUAAAAUUCAAGUAACGGGUGAUGGUCCUGUACCAAACAAAACAUAUGCAUACAGCUUUAGAGGAGAAAUUGUUAAUGUAGAACAGAAUGAAAUAGAUCUAAAAGCUACAUUUGAUCCUGAAAUAUUUUUUAAUAUUAUUCUUCCACCUAUUAUUUUCCAUGCAGGGUACUGUUUAAAAAGAAAAUACUUCUUUCGCAAUUUAGGUGCUAUAUUGACCUUUGCAAUGGUUGGGACGGCAUUAUCUGCAUUGGUUAUUGGAUCACUUAUGUAUGGUUUUGUUCAACUGAUGCCAGCAUCAUUGGCAUCAAGCUUCACAUUUUUAGACACACUCUACUUUGGUGCACUUAUCUCUCCAACAGAUCCCUUAACAGUUCUUGCUAUUUUCUCACAGUUAAAGGUUGAUGUUAAUUUGUAUGCAAUGAUUUUUGGCGAAAGUGUCCUAAAUGAUGCAGUAGCUUUAGUACUUAGCGGAGCUAUUCAAAACUAUGAGAAGAGAUAUUCAACGGAUGGCGAGUUUGAAAUAACAGCGUUUUUACAAGCCAUAGGCGAUUUUAUCGGAAUAUUCAGCCUUUCUCUUAUCGUUGGAGCUCUCAUGGGUUGUUUCACAGCAUUGAUGACAAAGUUUACGCACGUACGUGACUGGCCUCUCCUGGAAUCGGCAUUGUUUGUCCUCAUGUCAUACGCGGCUUUCCUCAUCGCCGAAGUGUGCGAAUUAACAGGUGUUGUAGCGGUACUAUUCUGUGGUAUAUGUCAGGCCCAUUACACAUACAACAACCUGUCUACGGACUCGAGAAAUCGGACAAAACAAUUGUUUGAAUUGCUCAACUUUUUGGCUGAAAACUUUAUAUUUACAUACAUUGGUGUUUCGAUGUUCACUUUCCCGAAACACCAUUUUGAUCCCUGGUUUAUUAUUGCCGGAUUUUUGACUUCAACUCUUGGCCGAGCAGUAAAUAUCUAUCCGCUCUCAUUUCUAAUGAAUCUCGGACGAAAACCACCAAUACCCAUGAAUUUCCAACACAUGCUCUUCUUUUCUGGAUUGCGAGGCGCAAUGUCUUUCGCGCUAGCAAUCCGUAACACAGUAUCAGAGGCGCGUCAGGCGAUGUUGACGACGACAUCAUUGAUUGUGAUAGCCACGGUGGUACUGCAAGGAGGCGCAGCGACGCAUGCCUUAGCGUACUUGCGUAUACCCACCGGGUACGAACUUAGCCAAGGACAGAACGAAGAAAGCGACACGCUUCCGUACAGGGAUGUGAGAAAUCUGUACCAGGCCACGGACGUGGGCAGCUCGACUGGCCGCAUGGUAGUUAAAUGGGGAAAAGACGAGAGCGGAGUCAUAAUGCCUUGCCACCUUAACUAUGAGGACUCUCGUUCAAACUACAACUAUCACAGUACUCCCUGCGAAGAAAGCCAUCGUGAUAGCGGCGAUAGCGGAACUGAGAAAUCCCGGCUAGCUAAGUUAUGGGGUGCGCUGGACUCUCGUCUGCUUAAGCCGCUGCUUACGCACGCAAGACCACCACUUACGGAGACAUUGCCCGCAUUCUUUAGACCUCUAGCGAGGCUUUUGACUACCACACGCCAGUACACACAAGGAGACAAUAAUGGACUUCGAAGGACCGAUUCAGAUUCGGAUCUGUGUAUUGACGAACCACAACCAGUUCCUACAAGUAUAGACCCACAGCUAUCUUUUAACGUUCGGAAUGGAUAUGGGAAUAUAUAAGUUUAAGCGUUAUCAAUUAUCAACUGUGAUAUGAAGUCUUAAUAGUUUUAUUAGAAGAAUUUAUCUUUUUUUUUAAUUGCACGCAGCAACUUUGGCCCGGACUUGUGGAUACAAGGAUUUCUGUUGAAGGUAUCACUGGCAGUAAUAUAUAAGUUAUGUAUUGCGAAAAUAAGCUCUUUGUGCCACGAAUUUUGUAAUGAGGUGCUGCUCCUCAAUAUAUUUAUUUCUCUAGUGUUGUUAUUAGCAUGAAUAGAGAUUGGACUGAGCAAUUUCUUUGAGAGUUGACUCUGUAGACUCUGUUGACACUGUAGAAAGUCUACUCUGUACCUAUUUUUUAAAAUUCCUUCAGCAGACAGGUAUAUUAUUCCUUAGUGAAAGGCAUUAAUGACAUAUGUCAUUGUCAUUCAACACAUUUUACAAUUGGGGAAGCAUCUGGUGUAAACAUGGUAAACGCCUAUGCCACCCAGGUGGAAUGUUGACCAUUAGCAUUGCUCAGUACUUCUCUUUUUAUGAAUUAGUUUAAUGUUGGAACUGUCCUUAAAAAUACUGUAUAAUGCAAAACGUAAUCUUCCUUGAGAUGUUAUUUUUAACUUUAUUGCUGAAAUAAAAAGUAAUUAAAAUAAAAUGUUAAUGGUGCAGUCUCUUAAAUAGCUAAGCUUUUAUCUAUGCAAGCACAUUUAAUAGCUUUAUGUGUUGUUAAGAGCACCUGUCACAAUAUAAAUUAUUGCCUCUUUUCAUAAAAGUCAAUCUAAGAAGUUUCGAAAGUUGUUUUCAGUUAUUAAAUCAAUACACAAAAGGUAUUGAUUCAAUUCAAUAAAAAAUUGAUUUAACUAUGAUGAGACAUGAUGAGAUCUUUUUUUAAAUAUUCAACUUCAUGUUAUAUUUUAGGGGAUAUUUGUUUACAUUUUAUUUAUGUGAUUCAUUAUUUCAUACCCAUGAAAUGGGUUUCCAAAUUACAAAAAGGGUUGUAUAUUCACCACUGCUAUAAUAUAUAUGUUUGAUUCAUGUGAUAUUUAGUUUAUGAAGCUGCUGUUUAGAUGUACUGCAAUUUUGAAUUGAAGUUGUUUCUCUAUUAUAGAACUGUAGUAACAGAUAUUUGCAAUAUCUUAACAUAUUUCAAGAGAUUGGAUGUACAAAUAGUUUAAUUCUGUAUGCACUGUCAAUAUUUUUACAGCUACAUUACUACUAGUAUUGUUUGUAAAUGUAAUUUUCUUAAAUAUUGAACAACAUAAAAAUAUGUAUAAUAACAACAUAAAAUAUAAGUAGUUUUCAUUCAACCAUAAACCUAUCACUUAUAUUUUUACAAUGUAAUAUAGCUUUUCUCCUUUUCAUAGACUUGAUUGUCAUGUAUGAGACACUUCUUUAUCACCGAAUUUUUAGGAAAAGAAUUUGU
Molecule: messenger RNA, 3709 nt
Organism: Pieris brassicae (large cabbage white)
Lineage: Eukaryota; Metazoa; Arthropoda; Insecta; Lepidoptera; Pieridae
Gene: Nhe3
Product: sodium/hydrogen exchanger 7
Exons: 17
Coding region: 238-2316 (692 amino acids)
Biological process (GO): proton transmembrane transport; sodium ion transport; regulation of pH
Cellular component (GO): recycling endosome; membrane
Molecular function (GO): sodium:proton antiporter activity
Source: RefSeq, a predicted model, not a curated record